Molecule: messenger RNA, 4479 nt
Organism: Acanthaster planci (crown-of-thorns starfish)
Lineage: Eukaryota; Metazoa; Echinodermata; Asteroidea; Valvatida; Acanthasteridae
Biological process (GO): smoothened signaling pathway
Cellular component (GO): plasma membrane protein complex; ciliary membrane
Source: RefSeq, a predicted model, not a curated record
UAUCCAAGUGACAAGUGUAAACAUUCGACGUAUUUGUCUCCCACAAACGCAGAAUUUUGGUCAAAACAUCGAUAAAAAGACCCAUAUUGAGUGAAGAAUACUUUUUUCUUGAGCAAUUUAAUAAUUCCAAUGCACUCAUUUACAUAGAUAUGCACUAGAUAAAACGAAAGAAUUGAUUUGGGCCAGUUGGGGAGGACCCGUGUGUAAAAUAAUUGAUGAAGUGACGUCAUCUUGAGGUCGGCUGCAUAUUUUCGGGCAAGCGAGCGAGCGGCGCGGUCGCAAACUUUAAGUUUGAGGAUGUCAUGCGUGGAUGUUCAAGUCAUCUUUCCGGGCAGUUUUUGGACUGUGAAUCCAGUGGAAGUAACCCUUGCUAUCAUAUUUGGUCUCCUAGUUGGAGUUGUCAUUGCGAUUGUGGUGGCGCGAUGCUUCUUCCAAGAGCUUGCCAAGGACAGGAUCCAACAGGCAGAAAAGAAAGACUGGACCAACAGUGGAAUGUACGAAAAGCGAAUUUCAUAUGCUGAGGAGGUUCCACUGACUGAGGUAUAUCACGAAGAUGAAUCGCCGUCAUCCAGUGGGAAGAAUCGGAGAUCCAGCAGUCUCAGCGCCAAAGACUUCCGCAGUCAGGCUACCAUCGACAGCUAUGAUGAGGAAAGAGCAGAAGAGGAAGAUGCCUACUGCUGCCUGAUCACAGCUCUCACCAAGACCUCAAUGGUGAAGACACAAACAGAGCUGAGCUUACAAGACUACAGGGAGACACAGAAACUUGAAGAGGAACUGCAUCAGGAGAAAACAUCGGUGUUCCUGCAACUUCUUCGGAUCAUUCUGAGCAAGUUUGUUGCCAAGGAGCGACUUGACGAAGAGUAUACUGAAAGAUUUCUCGACAAAUACUCAGAGAUGGUGGAGUCAGCUGUUCAGGCCGUUGCGUCAGAGCAGGCAGCAGCUGAGGAUGAAAUCCGACAGAAACUGGGUGUGUCCAAAGACCCUCUGGCUCUAGAGGAAGCCCUGGAGAAGACUAGACCUGAGAGCACUCGCAAGAUGGUUCGAGCUCUCCAAGAUGCCCAAUUGAAGAUACAGGAUGACUUGGCUAAGGAGACCGAUCUGAGUGACGAGGAGAUUGACGCCUUGGUUGAGAAACUAACAGAGAAUAUGGCAGAGGUGGAGAGAAUGAUUGGGGAAGAGGCAGCAAGACAAGCUAAUAUCUUGCAAGAGCGAUUGGAGCGGCGCCGAGCUCUGGCCCAGCAGUACUCGGAGAUAAAGACCAGGGAGGAGACAGGGAACCAGACACGGUUGACAGACGUGCGCAACAUCUUGGAGGGAUUGGUUGAUGAUAAACAGUUGCUACAAGAGCAGUGUGAAAGCAUAGUGAAGCAGUAUGAGGCAGACUUGGCCCAGAUACAGGAAAAUCAUCAAGCAGAGGUGAUGAGCCAGAGUCUUCAGCUAAGUGAAAAGUUGCGCAAGUUCCGAGAGAAGAAACUGAGGAAGCUGGAGAAACAGCAAGAGGAGGAGAUGGAGGAACUAACGAGGGCUGCCUCCAAAGCUGUCAACAUCUCUGACUUUGUUCAGGCUCAUCAUAAUCUCCUGGAGCAGCAUCGAGACAAAAGCAACAGCCUGAUGGAUGAAUUGGAUCACCGGGAGGCAGAGGAUGUACAGACCCUCAGACAGCAACUGGAGCAAAAUCGGGAGGAAUCUAUCGCCAAGCAAGAGGAGUCCCUCUUUGAGAUUCUGGCUGAGCGAGCGAGGCUGUCUGAGAAAGAGGCAGCCAAGAUUAUGAGACAUCACACAGCUAACGUCAAGGCAGCUGAAGAAAAGCAAGAGGAGCUGAAGAAGCAACAGCAGGCGGAGAUUCAGGAACGCUUAGCCCAGCGCAAGGCAUUAUGGGAAGAGGAACAACAGCGACUUGAGGCCGAGCAGCGACAGCUAGCUGAACAGCAAGCCAAGACGGUCAGCCGGCUUCUGGACACACAAAGUGGGCUGGAUGAAGAGGCUCGUCGACAAAUAAUGUUGCAGCAUGAGCAAAACACACUAGCAGUCAAUAACCAACUUCAGAUGGCCAAGAUGAAACAACAAAAACUACUGGAGGCGAGGUUGGCUCAACGACGAGCUCGGAUGGAACUCUUAAAGGAGAGACAAGAGGAGGAGCUUGAGGCAGCCAAGUCUGACAGACACGUCGCUGAACUCAAGGAGCAACAUGCUCAAGAGGUCGCAGCUGAGAUGAAAGCCAUCGAGCAAGCCAAGGCCGAGCUGCGAUCCCGGCUGGCUCUUGAGACCAAGGAAGCCCUGAAGGCCCAGGACGAGCAGCUGGGAAUCCUGAUCGGCAAGCUGCAAGUCGGACAGGCCAGACGACAGGGCAUCAUCAAGAAGCAAGACAAAGCUAUUAAAGAGCUACAGGAGCAAAUGGUGGACACGGUGUCGGUGAACCAGGCCGUCUCAGAGCACCAGACUGACCGCAUCAUCAAGAGGCACAUGCGAGAGAUUGAGGAGGUAGAAGAGAAGAUGCGAGAGGCAAGGGCACAUCAGGCCAAGGUGCUACAGGACAAGUACGAGGCCAAAAAGUUACUGAAAGAAAAGACUAUUGUCUCACAGCUUGAAGAAGAGAGGAAAGAGAUUACCAGAAAACAAUCAGGACAACUUGCACAGUCUGCACUGACUAUCAUGAGUCAGAUGCUCUUGGAGACUAGACACAAGCAAGCCAUGAGCAAACUGGAGCAAGAGAUGAAGAGAGAAUUGGCCGAGCAAAAAGAGGAACUGAAUCAACAACUAGAGAGAGCCAUGAUUGAAGAACUGGAGGAGCAAGAGAAGAAUUUCUUGGGUCAGUUGGCUGUAGCCAGCGAGAUGAGCAGAGAUGAUUUGAAGGACUUGGUGAACACAGCUGUUGCAGAGGGAGGCGGGGACUCGUCUGACGUGAAGAAAUUAUCCAAGGACCUGACGCAGCGUAUCAAGACAGCCAGAGCUCAGCCCGAUGAGGAAGAAGAGGAAGACGAGACAGAGGAGAAACCAAGGAGGAAAGGCAAGAAGGCAAAGGCAAAGAAGAAAUGAGACAAGGAUAGAAUCGUGGAGAACGGUGGUAAUGAGGGAUGCAGAAGCGAUAUGGAUUCAGGACGUCAGUUGGUAGAGUGAUAAACAUUUUAAAUGUGGUCUAAGACAGGUUGAAUAAGAGAAAUCAUUCCAGUGUGCAAAGGACUAUUUCAGCAUUUAGUCAAUAUUUCAUUGAUAUCUGGUAAAGAACCUUUCUGUAUGUGGCAGACAUACAUGAAGUCGUUCUUCAGCAGUGGGAAAGCCUGAUGAACAUAUUGUUUCACAAAAUGAGGGCCUGACAUCUCAGCAGUCUUUCUUAAAGGCAAUAUUUUUUGGUGGAGCCCCAGCAUAUGGAGUACGUCCCACAAACCUCCCACAGCUCAGACCAAAUGUUCUGGAAAGUAGAAACCUGUACCCCAACUUAUGGACAAUACAGAAAAUGAGUAAUGUAUGAAACAUUAAGAAAUGGCAGAUAAAACUAUGGUGUAACUUGUAAAUUCUAGCUGUUUAAUAUUUCGACCACACACAAAAAGACACCUGGCAUUCUUUAAGUAUAUAUAUAACUACACAUAGUACUAACUCUAUGGAGCAACGUGCUUCAUAGCAAUGUACAGCAAUAUUGACAACAUUGCUAGCAGACUUUCAAGUCAUUUGGAAUUUACAAUACUUUUUUUACUCUCAAAAAUGUACAGUUCCAACCAUUUUGGAAAACCAAAUUUCACUUAUUAAAAGCCACCCAGAAAGAAAAAAUUGCUUACAAAAUUAUACAAAGUUAUGUAAGUAGAAAAUAUUGAACCAAAAAAUGAGAUAUUACAGUUUCUUGAAUGCAUCAGUUUUCAAAUGGACGUGAGCAAGUGCACUUCUGUCAGUCCCUCAAUAUGGCAUGUUUGGCAGCAUCUUCUGUUGAUUAUACAUUGAUAUUUAAAAGGUCAGAGUAUCAUAAAUGUGGGUCAUCCUUAAUGCACUUGAUGUGAUUUGCCCUUUUUAUUUCAUUUUAAAAUAUUUUUCUUGGUAAUUCAGCCAAGUUGGGACCUCUUGUAUUGAAAAGUUUUAAUUGGAAUUUUGAUUUCUUUCUAAAAAUGAUUGAUAACUGCUGAAACAGCAGUUGUCUUAUUCAAAAUACCAAAAUAUGAAUAUUCAGUACAUCUACUUGUAUCUGUGGUUUUGUUCGUUUAGUUAGUGGAGGUUGAAGUUUAAAGUGGCCUAUCAACAUAGACAAGAAUUUUUCCAAAAGUGCACUUUUGUAAAGUACAGUUAAACACAGAUUAUAAGAGCAUUGUUAAUACAACAUUUUAACAAGAUUUGCCAUGUUAGUGCUAAGAGGUCCUUCAUGAGAAAUUGCAUAAAAAGGUCUUUAUUGAAAAAAUCCUAUUUUUAAAUAUGAAUUCGGGCAAAACUUUCGUUAGAAUUUAAAUAUAUUGGCCCCAGGAAACUAGUUUAAUAAAUAAAAGUAAAACAAAUGUA